Molecule: messenger RNA, 711 nt
Organism: Lizanozyma spartinae
Lineage: Eukaryota; Fungi; Ascomycota; Pichiomycetes; Serinales; Debaryomycetaceae
Gene: HSP31
Product: plasma membrane heat shock protein
Exons: 1
Coding region: 1-711 (236 amino acids)
Molecular function (GO): glyoxalase III activity
Source: RefSeq, a predicted model, not a curated record
AUGGUUAAGGCUCUCAUUGCAGUCUCCUCUUACAACGGUGUUUUCUACGACGACGGAGCCAAAACUGGUUUAUUCGUUGUUGAAGCUUUACACCCAUUUAACGUAUUCAGAAAGAGAGGAAUUGAUGUCGUCUUUGCUUCCGAGACUGGUAAUUAUGGUAUCGAUGAACAUUCCCUUGCUUCUGACUUUUUGAAUGGUCAAGAUAAGGAAGAUUUUGAAAACCCAGACUCUGAAUUCAGUAAGGCACUUAAGAACAUCAAGAAAGCUUCUGAUAUUAAGGCUGAUGAGUUUGAUAUCUUUUUUGCUUCUGCUGGUCAUGCUACACUUUUUGACUAUCCUAAAGCUACAACUUUGCAAAAGAUUGCUGGUGAAAUUUACGAAAGAGAUGGUGUCGUUUCCGCUGUCUGUCACGGACCUGCUAUCUUUGAUGGUUUGAUUGACCCAUUGACUAAGGAGUACUUGAUCAAGGAUAAGAAGAUCACCGGUUUCACCGAUAUUGGUGAAGAAAUGUUGGGUGUUGACGGAAUAAUGAAGAAACAAAACUUACUUUCAGUGGAAGAUGUUGCUAAGAAGUGUGGUGCCAUUUACGUAGCACCUCCUGGACCAUGGGACGAUUUCUCUAUUGUUGACGGAAGAAUUGUUACUGGUGUUAACCCUGCUUCUGCUACUACUACUGCUAAAAAUGCAGCUGAUGCUUUUGAAGCCAAUUAG